Molecule: messenger RNA, 324 nt
Organism: Gamsiella multidivaricata
Lineage: Eukaryota; Fungi; Mortierellomycota; Mortierellomycetes; Mortierellales; Mortierellaceae
Product: 60S ribosomal protein L38
Exons: 4
Coding region: 17-232 (71 amino acids)
Biological process (GO): protein-RNA complex assembly; translation
Cellular component (GO): ribosome; cytosolic large ribosomal subunit
Molecular function (GO): structural constituent of ribosome
Source: RefSeq, a predicted model, not a curated record
CCAGUCUUUAAUCACCAUGCCUAAGCAAGUUCAAGACAUCAAGCAGUUCCUCGAGAUUGCCCGCAGAAAGGACGCCAAGUCCGGCCGCAUCAAGAAGAACGGCAGCCAGACCAAGUUCAAGGUCCGUUGCUCCCGCUACUUGUACACUCUCGUCAUCAACGAUGCCGCCAAGGCCGAGAAGCUCAAGCAGUCUCUUCCCCCCACUCUCUUGAUCGAGAACAUCAAGAACUAAGCUUGUGUAAUUUGACCACAACUGCUUUGGGAUCUGAUUUUUUUGUCCUCUGAGAAUAAAAAAUCAUGGUUUUUUUACUGCCGUCGCUUGAA